GCACACGGAGAAGGGCUCUACCCUUCGUUCUCCUGCACCUCUUAUCCUCUAUCUCUCUUUCUCCUGAUGCCUGGUCCUCUGCCUCCACACUAAGGGAACAGUGGACAGAUUGACAGAGUUCGGGCGUGACUCGGCAUCGAUAAGCUGGGCCCUGGGUGCUUCUCUGGACAAACCCGUCAGUCAAGUUGAGCUCAUUUCCAAUAUCCGAAGAGUUCUGCCUGCCUUCAUUUUCAUGAUUGUGCAAGAGAAGGCGAAGAGCACAAGCCACAAGCACAAGUUUUGAAGCUGUGAAGUCUCUUUUUCCAGGAUUUUUGGGGCUUUGCUUUAAAAUUGUCAGGGGGAACGGAGGCCAGGCCUCCCCUGGCAGUAAGGAGUGGUGCUCUGAAAAAAAAAAGCUAUGGCCCUAGACAGCUUCACAGAACUCCUGCACAAACUGAAGGACCUUCAUGAGAGGGAGAUUGAAGGAUGGCAAGAAAAAGUGCUGGAGCUGACCAAUCAGAGGUGCUGCAGCGAUACAAAGCGAAUGGAGGAACUGUUCAACAAGAACCAACUGCUGCGAGAACAGCAACGGGUCCUGACAGAGAACAUCAAGCAGCUUGAGAACAGGUUACGGGCAGGCCUGUGUGAUCGCUGCACAGUCACUCAAGACGUGGCCAAGCGGAGACAGCAGGAGUACGAAACCUUGCAGAUCCAGAGUCUGCAGCACAUUACUGUCCUCGCCAAUGAGAUAAAUGCACUGAAGAAGGAGAACAAGAUUCUGCAAGAGGAGGUUAAAAACCUGCAGAGUGUGCUAGAUGGUCAGAACAGUCAAGGCCCAAAGAUUCCCACCCCAGAGGUCGGCCAGUCACAUGCCCCAUCAGCCUCUGCCAUUGCUUUAAUCACAGCAGCAAUGAAAGCUGGCAAACAGCCACAGGGUGGCGCCACAGCUGGGCUGACCACAGUGAAAACUGACCCGGACCACAGCAGCUUCUCUGGCACUGAGGAAAAGCUGCCAGCAUACAGGAAGUCACAGAGUUGGAAUGGACAAGAAACUCACGUGUCCCACAAGAUCCAUAUUGCCACACCCAUCUCCCCCGGACAAACUGCAGAGCAGAGUAUUGCCAGAAACAUAGCUGGGGAGAAGAGAGUGCACAGCGCAGAAGCCAUGGAGUCACAGCUUUCCCCCAGGUCACCCUCCUUCUCCUCCCCUAUGGUCUUUGUGAAGAACCCGGCCUUCUCUUCUUCCCCCACAAUGGGGGAUGAGAAGCCUGCCCAUCCCCUGCUCCAUGCCCCAGUCCCCUGCCGGCCCCGCCCCAUCAAGACAGCUCGUCUCUCCCUGCCCUGGCCCCUCCCGGAACAGUCGGACUGGGCAGCCCUCGUGCCCACUUGCAGCAUUGGGGGCGGGCUCCAGCAAGCACCCCUGCUUGCAGAGCACAACAGGAGCCUGCUGCCUGGGAAAGACCAAAGUCAGACUAGGAAGCGGGGCCCAGAGCCACAGUGGGCAGAGAGGAGCGCACCCCAUCUCCACAGCUCAGCGAUGCCCAUAAAGAGGACUAUGUCUGCAGAGCAGGUAGAAAGGAGGGACAGAGCCGAGGGGAGAGGGACGGCACAACCCUGGUGGAAGUCCAGCACGGGGCAGGCGCAGAGGAUAUUUGGGGAGAAUCUGAGAGAUGGUGAGGCAGACGGCCCACUUGACCUCUCUGAUCCUGGGAAGUCGAAGCCCAGCGAGCAGCAGCAGAGCCACAAACUCAGUCUGAUUUCACAGGAGGAAGCCGCUGCUGAGGAAGAGGCAUCGGGCAAAAUGGAUCCACGGCCACAGGCAUCGCCAGGCUCCUCCUCAUCCUCCUCAUCAGCACCUGCACCCAGCUCUCCUUCCUCCACCCGUUCCACUACCAGCCCACAGCAAGAGAAUGCGCAAAACAUGGAAGAGCAAGAUACACUGGACAAAGAUGAAUCAAUGGAGGAUAAACAAGAGGUGAACCCAGAGCUCUCUGAUAAUGCUGAAGAAAAGAAAGUACCCAUCCUGACCAUCUCGCUGCAUCCAGUGGUUGUCCUUGAGACAAUGAAACACAGGUCAGAGAAGAAGAAUUCAUGUGAUGGUGAGACAACCCUGGACAUCCCUCAAGACAGCAAACUGGAUGGACGGGAGGACGAUGUGAUGUCGUCUCACGAAAGGAGCCAGAGUGGCGGGAGGAAAACAAGAGGGCAGAGCACAGGAAGAGAGAUGCAGCUUCGGCGAUCCCCAAAGGACAGGAGGGUGAAGAUGAGUCCCGGACAGCAGGUCAAGUCCCAAAGCGACGUGGAGCAGAGCUGACCAGCUGUGCACAAGGGCAGAUAAACGCACAACAGGGAAAUGGAGUUUACAGAUGACAUCUGACCCCCACCCUUCUGUGCUCCAUGUGCGAGCCUGACAUCUGCCUCUGACUCCACAGGAAGACUGCUUCACGUACUGGCAGUCACGUGACUCUGACAUGGUGGGAGGCAUGCCCAAAUUUAAAAAGUAAAAAAAAAAAAAACUAAAUUAGGCCCUGGGCUACCUAAGGAUAUUUUAGUUGAAUUAUACUAUUUUAGGCAGUUAUCAGGAAGAAAGAAAAGACAGAAAUUCCUUGCCAAGCUAAUCUCAUCUCCCUUCCCUGUUUAGGAUGUGAGUUUGCUGUCUUUCCUUCCUGGUCCUGGGGACCUGCUAUCGAAAGUGCUCUCCCUUCUCUCGUUCUCUCACGCAGUUGAAAUACAUGCUAGAGCACUUUAUUCUCCCUCUAUUCCUGGGCAAAGCCGUCAGCCCCAACAGGCUAUUUGUGUCAUGAAAAUCGGAUUCUCCUCUUCCCCUUUUGAUGUGAGAAAGCACACAUUUUGAAAGAAUGAAAUUUCCACUUACUACAGCUGUGGUAAGCUAUUGACAGAGUUGUAUUCAAUACUGCAGAUGGAAGCUGAUAAAUGAUGAGGAAGGGGGGAUGAUCACAAUGAAUUCACACAUGUAAUUAUGGCUGGAUCAAACCCUGCAUGCUAAAAUGUAUUUUUUAGGAGUUUCAGCAUCACAGCUAUAUAGAGAAUAAUAGAGAAAGACAGCUAUCACAGCUAUAUAGAGAAUAAUAGAGAAAAUAGAAAAUAACAGAGAAAGGAGUGUGCUGGUGUCAGCGUUGCCUUGAAAAUGCUUUAUCUCCUGUUUUGGGUUAAAAGAGGUGACAUCAAGCAGAGGUAGAGAGGUGAGCUGACAGAUGAUUGACAGAUCAUUAUAUCUGCUGCAGAAAACAGUUAUUUUUGAUAAAGUUAAACUCACUAUCAUAGACACCCACUGUUUAUGCUGGGUUUCAUUGCAGCUGAGCUCUCAGCUUGGUUGAACAGUUAAAUGAGUACUGAUCUCUCUUUGACUGAAAUCCUCCUUUAACACAAACACAUCUUUCACAAAAAUAUUUACACAGAGAUAUGUGUUUAUUCAAAUAUGUAUUUACUGAGAUACAUAGUAGUGUGCUCAUAUAACAGCUCAAUCAAAGCUAAAAAAGUAGAAGCUCAGCAGUAAUGAAAACCAGCAUCCACUGUGGAUGCCCAAGGCCAGGAUUGAGAAAUACUGUGAAAAAUACAUAUGGGACUUGGAGAACAUUUUCAUAUGAGCAAGUGUCAUGGUUCUGUAGAAAUGACGGUGACAUCAUAUCCUGUCCCGGCAGUGAGGAAACCCUUCCUGCAAAGACGAGGGAAGUAAAAUACAAGCUUUCAAAACAGGAUCAAUGUGUACAUAUUAGUAAAUUGCACAACUCAUGUUCUGUAAUAUGUUAAUUAAUCCUAAAACACCUUGAUUAUUUUGGUGAACAUCUGCAGCAGUGGUCCCUCUUAGUUUACUUCCACAUUAUGAGUAUGUUGUCAAAUAUUAUGCAGACCAAAUUAGAUUCAAAUAGCAGUUUGGGUAAUGUGCUCUUGAACAAAGACAUGCAAAUUCGCUUUUUGGGGGUAUCUGCAGAAUGGCCGGGGGAUGGGGCAACAGCCGAUUUUUAUUUGUGAACAUGAUCUAGAUGUCACCAGAUUGAAAAUGGAGAUUUUUUUUGUAAGAAUUUUAUUUGAAAGAUCAUCAAAUAUUGAACACCUGAUCCUCCAGGUUUAAUACUGUCUAAUUGUUUUUUUCAAUUUAAAGUACUUUACAGUGGUUUUAUAGAGCUGUUUUUCAAAGACUUUCUGGGACUGGGGUUGGGCGUUCACCUUGGCUGCAAACACACAAUGCAUGUAAUAUUUGCUUUUUCAUAGCAUUCUGCCAUGAUGUUUUCAAUGUAGAUGUACACAUCUCUUAAAUAAAUACAAAAAUAAAUGCAUUGACUAUUGUAAAUUGGUUUAAUACUUGCUAAUAAAUGUAGGUUUGCAUGGAGAGUGAUUACCUACCAAG
Messenger RNA from Megalops cyprinoides (Indo-Pacific tarpon), 4348 nucleotides. RefSeq names its product retinoblastoma binding protein 8-like (gene rbbp8nl). Gene Ontology annotation, molecular function: damaged DNA binding; double-strand/single-strand DNA junction binding; Y-form DNA binding. The coding region runs from base 398 to 2293 and encodes 631 amino acids. Gene Ontology annotation, biological process: DNA double-strand break processing involved in repair via single-strand annealing; double-strand break repair via homologous recombination. The transcript is spliced from 15 exons. Gene Ontology annotation, cellular component: site of double-strand break. NCBI's taxonomy places the organism in Eukaryota, Metazoa, Chordata, Actinopteri, Elopiformes, Megalopidae. The record is from RefSeq and is a predicted model, not a curated record.